Molecule: messenger RNA, 1986 nt
Organism: Morchella sextelata
Lineage: Eukaryota; Fungi; Ascomycota; Pezizomycetes; Pezizales; Morchellaceae
Exons: 5
Coding region: 1-1986 (661 amino acids)
Source: RefSeq, a predicted model, not a curated record
AUGUUUCCAUUCAAGAAAGUCUACAACGCACUCCAAAUUAACUCUUCAUCAUCAAAACAAAGCACAAAGAGGCCCGACUCAAUAUCCAUUCCGCUUCGCCAGCUAUCAAUACGUACGGUCUCGGAGGACGACAACGAAGAUGUCGAUCGUCACGUGGUACAACAACAACGCAAAGCUCCAACCUUGCCAGCAGAUGUAUGGUUUUUGAUACUGCCGCAAGUCGACUACACUGAGAAUUGUACUCUGUGUAAACAUAAGCAGCUGUAUACCCUAUCAUUGGUAUGUCGGGUCUUCAACGAGUUCGCUACAAAAGCGCUCUAUCAAACACUCGAUUUACGACUUGAGGAUGCUUGCCUUGAGGUGCACGGGGAUUCGUUGGAUUCCUAUAAUAACGAGCCAUCCUUCCUUAGAGAAAAUAUUUUAAGGAAGAAGCUCGAUAGAUUAGAAAGCACGCUGCGGUCACCAGAGGGGCCAGCGGUGCUUAUUCGACAUUUGAAAUUCCCAGUGAUUGAGCUUCGCUGGAAGAUGACUUAUGGUCCAAAUGAUAUCAAUCCGGCACUAUACACUGGCCUAUCAAGGGGGGUGUACAAUUACGGCAGAGAUGAACCAUCGGCCCAUUACAGGCCGAAGGUAAGCACACAUGACGAGUCGCAGUUGUAUGUGCGUCCGGUAAUGCGCAGAACGGAUCUUGCCCUAUGGAAGAACAACAUCUCGGUUGGUAUCUUGCCGAAGUGGAUCACCAUCUUUGAACUGGCAUCAGCUCGGUUAGAGUCGGUUUUUGGUCUGGGAAGUCUGUGGACGUAUAUCCACGAAUAUGAGAGAGAUGUGUUGCGGGAGAGGCUUUUUGAUGCCAUUGAGAAGAAUCAAAAUUGGGUUGAAUGGGACUGGAGAUGGAGCUCUUGGGGAUACUCUCAACAUUCUGCCGAGGCUAUCUUGGAGGAGCCUAGACUGCUUGAGAUUUUCAGCAAGAUGAAAAACAUUCGGAGCAUUCAACUGGAUAAAACAGAAUGGGCAGACAAAAUACUUGAGAUCUUCCCAGGGACGCUUGAGUCUUUAACCAUCGAAUCGCUCAGGAUAGGCGGUUGUGAUUUCGAUUUCAUGUUCAAGAGGCUUCCAACAAAGGGACUGAAGUCGUUGAAGAUCAUAGUCAGCGAGUCCUACUUCAAACCGCUUGAAAAAUGCGACCCGUUCAAACCACUCCUUGAGUACCUGAAGCUUUGCCACCAGCAAUCCGCGGCGACCCUGACAAAUCUAGACUUUCAGGUCAACUGGAAUCUCUCAAGUGCCUCAUACAAACUUUGUAACGACCUCGAAGCGCACAAUCUCCGCUCAAUGAGCAUAUCCCUCCCUGCACGAAACAACAAGUUAUGGUUUGCGACCAAAAUCAGUUCUGGGGCAUUCCCGGCGCUACGAAAGUUCACCUUCCGAUCUGCAUUUUCGCGGAACAACGGGCCGAAACAGACCUGCACAAGAUGUGUGCAUUUAGAAUGGCCUGAGAUUAACAAGUGGUACGAUUUUGCCAGUGAGCAAGAUAACUUACUUGUCGAGGCAUGCAGGAAGGCGGGAGUGAGACAGUGGGAGAUGGAGGUUAUGAACAGACCGUGGGCAGAAUGCUCCUCAUUCACGCUGGAGGAGUCCUGUGAAGACGACCCGAAAAACCUCUAUUUUCGGCCCCCACAGAAGCACCUCACUGACUACGAUGCUGGCCUGUUCUUCUCGGGACAGUCGGGUCCCGCCGUGCCUCGUAGAAACUCACCAAAGCGCAGAAACGCAAGGGAUAUUGUGACGCCAGGUCAAACCCUGACUCGGGGAACGGUCUGCGAUGUCUUCGCCCCCACCUUUGGGAUUGGAUACUACCAGCAUCAGAACAACUCGAUUCUACUUGCAAUGAUUUCCGCGCCAAGUGCGCGGAGUCCAAGGGGUUCAAGAAUAAACGAAAGGGUAAGCUGGGAUAGCCAUUUUGGCACCAGGGCGGCGACUCUAUAG